AUGGCGACGUUGGCGUGGUUUCUAGCGGUAGCUCUGCUAUUGACAGCGGUGGCUGGCCGAAAUUUAAAACCACCACCGCGAGAGGAUCGGACGGAACUGUCGGAUCCCGUCCGGGUUCCGCGACGAGUGGAAUCCCUCGUCCCGUUGCUGCGCGACGAUUCCCAGGUCCCGCGACGACAACUUUCCAGCGUCAACGAUCGCAAAUACCCACGGAAACGGCAAUUGCCGAUCGGGGCCAAUUUCCAAUCGUUCGCGUUAAACGGCCAACCUCGCGCGCCGUUGCACACAGCCACCUUCGACCCCACCACCAACACCACCACCAUCGUAACUCGCAUCAACGAGGUCGCGAAGCGGAUCGAGCCUCGAAUCUCGUCCGGCUCGUCCCACGUCGUUUUCGCAACGCCUCGGAGGAGCCACGGCUUCGAGCACUCGUUCCUCCACGGCCAUCAUCACUCCCAUCAUCACGGCCACCACUCGCACCACGACCAUCGGGCCAAGCACAAGCACGAGCACGGCCACGACCACCACGAGGAGCACAAGCAUCACCACGGCCACGAGCACAAGCACGAGCACGGCCACAAGCACGAGCACAAGCAUCACGGGAACCACCAUCAUCACCACGGGCAUCAGCAUCACUCGAAACACGAGCAUCACGAGGAGCACAAGCACCACGCCGAGCAUCACCACCAUCACAAGCACCACCAUCACAACGAGCACCACCACCACCACGAGCAUCACCACGUCAACGAGCACCACCACCACCACAGCCACAAGGAGACCGAGAAUCACCACCACCAUCACGGCCACGAUCACCAGGAGCAGCACAAACACGGCCACAAGGAGGAGCACAAGCAUCACCACGGCCACGAGCACAAGCACGGCCACCACGAGGAUCACCAUCACGCCCACCACCAGGAUCACCAGCACAAACACGGACACGAGCACAAGCACCACCACCAUCAGGAGCAUCAGCACAAACACGGGCACGAGCACAAGCACGGGCACCACGAGGAGCACCACCACGGGCAUCACGAGGAUCACAAGCACAAGCACGACGAGGAGCACGAGCACAAGCACGGGCACGAGCACAAGCACGGGCACAAGGAGGAGCACCACCACGGACAUCACGAGGAUCACCAUCACUCCCAUCACCACGAUCACAAGCAUCACCACCACGAGGAGCACAAGCACGGGCACGAGCACAAACACCGGCACGACCAUCACGAGGGCCACCAUCAUCACGAGCACCACAAACACCACGCGUCUCACGAGCACAAGCACGGCCAUUCGCACGAGGAACGUCACAAGCAUUUCGACGAGCAUAGUCACGAGCAUCGCCACGAGAAUGGGCACAAACACGCGGAAGCCCACCUCCACUCCGGCUACGAGCAACACUACAAGCAGGGACCGGGCCAUUUCUUCGACGCCUCGCAGAAUCACGAGGAGUACGUGUUUCCGGAGGAGAGCGAGACGGUGGUGGUAACGCCCCAGGUCGAGGAUAUCCUUAAAAUUAAGAAGGGAGCGGAGGGAGCGGAGAGUACGACCGAAGAAGCUACGACGACGGAUGAUCGAGCGUGAUCGUUCCGUGUCGGAAUCGUUUCGA
Apis cerana (Asiatic honeybee) is the source of this 1603-nucleotide messenger RNA. Its product is annotated as histidine-rich glycoprotein. NCBI's taxonomy places the organism in Eukaryota, Metazoa, Arthropoda, Insecta, Hymenoptera, Apidae. The record is from RefSeq and is a predicted model, not a curated record.